Messenger RNA from Durusdinium trenchii, 1311 nucleotides. NCBI's taxonomy places the organism in Eukaryota, Dinophyceae, Suessiales, Symbiodiniaceae. The record is from the annotation of a GenBank genome assembly.
AUGCAUAAGGUAAGGACUCUUGUGACAUGUACGGAACCUGACGUCCAAUCGCUCCAUCAAUCAAGGAUCCGGGCUCGUCACAGCAGCCACGCGGGUGUGAGCCUUGCAUAUUUGAUGGGCGAUUUUGCACGGUUGGCCUAUGACUGGUCUGGCGAAGAGAAUCCAACCUUUCUUCGUUUGAAGGAGGUCUUCUGGCAGGGUGAUGAGAAGCUCGGGUCCAACAUUCGUUGCCCUCGAGAUGGCAGACCAGGCUGCGCACUGGUGGAUUGGCUUCCACGAGAGCAUCGACGACUGCAAACUCAUUUUAUGUCUUGGAGUUGGAAGUAUUCACUUCAACAACUCCAAAGUGCCAUGGAGAUGUGGAGAUCAACCCGAACACUGGAGUUUGAGGACAUCUUCUUCUACAUGUGUUUUUGCGUGAACAACCAGUUCCGCAUCAUCGUCGAAGGCUCCGCCACCGGCAGUGACAAUCUGGAAGAAGUCUUCCAGACGAAUCUGCGACGGAUUGGGCAGGUCGUUGCAGUGUUGGACACCUGGGAGGAGCCAGUCUACUUGCAAAGGGUCUGGACCAUCUAUGAGCAGUACGUCGCUUGUUCCUUGCAGGUUCCGGUGACCUUCGUCAUGCCGGAGGAUGCAGAGGUGACCCAGUCCUUGUGCGACGUCGACGUGGCAGCUGCACGUGCCUUCGAUCCGCGCGACGAGCAGAAGGUGAAGACCACGAUCCAGUCCACAGUAGGCUUCGACCAAGUGAAUCAGCACGUGAAGGACGCCAUGAUCCAGUGGAUUUGCGUCGUGGUCCGGGAGAAAUUCCAACGGCUCAUCAACAGAGCUGACCGUGAGGACGCUUCGGAAUCAUCAGCGAUGGUGGCGCUGCUCUGGCUUCGCUGCUGGCUGUGCAUGUUGCUCUCUGGAGUUUAUGGAUCUCACUUCUCCACCCGAGCAGAGCUACGAGAUGCGCUGCUCCAACGCCUGGGCUUCUUGCCGAGUGGCCUCUUCAAGGACUUGGAAGGCUUUAAUGAGAACAUCAGCGCAUGGGAUACUUCGAAGGUACUGGACAUGAGUUCCAUGUUCCAUGGAGCCACUGCAUUCAACAUGCCCAUCGGACGUGAAGGCACGUGGAACACAACAAGUGUGCAGACAAUGCGCAAGAUGUUCUACAAGGCUUCCAGCUUCAAUGAGCCGAUUGAUUUGUGGAUCACAGUGGCAGUCGUUGACAUGAUGGAAGACAUGUUCUCUGGAGCCAGUUCCUUUGAUCAGCCCAUUGGUGCUUGGGACACGGGCAAUGUGAGAACCAUGAACGGCAUCCUUUGA